ACAAUGGCCCAGCUUUACUACAAAAGGGUGAAUUACUCACCCUACAGAGAUCGGAUUCCACUUCAGAUUGUGCGGGCAGAGGCAGAGUUGUCACUGGAAGAAAAGGCCUACCUCAUUGCUGUGGAAAAGGGAGACUAUGCCAGUGUCAAGCAUGCCCUGGAGGAAGCCGAAAUCUACUACAACAUCAACAUCAACUGCAUGGAUCCACUUGGCCGAAGCGCUCUUCUCAUAGCCAUAGAGAACGAAAACUUAGAGAUCAUGGAGCUUUUGCUCAGCCACACUGUAUAUGUGGGAGAUGCUCUUUUGUAUGCAAUAAGGAAGGAAGUGGUGGGAGCUGUGGAGCUACUUCUAAGUUACAGAAGACCCAGUGGAGAAAAGCAGGUACCAACAUUAAUGAUGGACACACAAUUUUCAGAAUUCACUCCAGACAUUACGCCCAUUAUGUUGGCAGCUCACACUAAUAACUAUGAAAUUAUAAAACUUUUAGUCCAAAGAAGGGUGACAAUACCUCGCCCACACCAGAUACGUUGCAACUGUGUGGAAUGUGUCUCCAGCUCAGAAGUUGAGCUCAGACACUCCAGGUCUAGACUAAACAUCUACAAAGCUCUGGCUAGCCCAUCUUUGAUUGCCUUCAGCGAGGACCCUAUACUGACAGCUUUCCGCCUUGGGUGGGAGCUGAAAGAGCUCAGCAAGGUGGAAAAUGAGUUCAAGGCUGAAUACGAAGAACUGCUCUCAGCAAUGUAAGAGGUUUGCCAGGAUCUGCUUGACCAAGCAAGGAGCUCUCGAGAACUGGAAAUUAUACUUAACCAUAGGGAUGACCAGAGCGAGGAGCUGGAUCCUCAGAAGUGUCAUGACCUGGCAAAGCUAAAGGUAGCAAUAAAGUAUCAUCAGAAAGAGUUUGUGGCGCAGCCAAACUGUCAGCAGUUACUGGCUACAUUGUGGUACGAUGGAUUCCCAGGUUGGCGCCGGAAGCACUGGGCAGUGAAGCUGUUGACCUGCAUCACCAUUGGACUGCUUUUUCCUGUGCUUUCUAUAGCAUAUAUGAUCGCACCUAAGAGCAGGCUGGGACUGUUCAUUAAAAAGCCAUUCAUCAAGUUUAUCUGCCACACAGCCUCAUAUCUCACCUUCCUAUUCUUCUUGCUUUUGGCAUCCCAACACAUAGUUAGGACUGACUUGCAUAUGCAAGGACCUCCCCCCACUGUAGUUGAGUGGAUGAUAUUACCAUGGGUUCUAGGUUUUAUUUGGGGAGAAAUAAAAGAGAUGUGGGAUGGGGGAUUCAACGAAUAUGUGCACGACUGGUGGAACCUUAUGGAUUUUGCAAUGAAUUCCCUCUACCUUGCAACCAUCUCCCUUAAAAUUGUUGCUUACGUGAAGUACAACGGCUCAAGGCCAAGAGAGGAAUGGGAUAUGUGGCACCCAACGUUAAUUGCCGAAGCACUCUUUGCAAUAUCCAAUAUCCUGAGCUCCCUGCGCCUCAUCUCACUGUUCACAGCAAACUCCCAUCUUGGCCCUCUGCAGAUUUCAUUGGGACGGAUGCUGCUGGACAUUCUCAAAUUCCUCUUUAUCUAUUGCUUGGUGCUUUUGGCUUUUGCCAAUGGACUAAACCAACUCUACUUUUAUUAUGAGACCAGUGCCUCUGAGGAACCCAACAACUGCAAAGGAAUACGCUGUGAAAAACAGAACAACGCCUUCUCCACCCUUUUUGAGACCCUGCAAUCCUUGUUCUGGUCAGUGUUUGGUCUCCUGAAUUUGUAUGUCACCAAUGUGAAAGCACGUCAUGAGUUCACAGAGUUUGUUGGUGCCACCAUGUUUGGAACAUACAACGUGAUAUCCUUGGUUGUGUUACUCAAUAUGUUGAUAGCCAUGAUGAACAACUCCUACCAGCUGAUUGCCGAUCAUGCUGACAUCGAAUGGAAGUUUGCAAGGACAAAACUGUGGAUGAGUUACUUUGAUGAAGGUGGGACUCUGCCACCUCCAUUUAAUAUUAUCGCCAGCCCAAAAUCUAUCUGGUAUCUGUGCAAGUGGAUCCACUAUCAGCUGUGCCCAGGGAAACGUGAAGAGGAGCUCCAGCGACAACAUGAAAAUCUAAAAACCUUUACUGAGCGGCAUGCUGACAACCUGAUUCAAAAUCAGCAUUACCAGGAAGUUAUCAGAAAUCUGGUCAAACGAUACGUUGCAGCAAUGAUUAGGAAUUCAAAAACGAAUGAAGGGUUAACAGAAGAAAAUUUCAAGGAACUAAAACAAGAUAUCUCCAGCUUCCGCUAUGAAGUUCUUGAUCUUCUGGGCAACAGGAAGCCUCCAAGGAGAAGCUAUUCCACCAGCAGCACAGAGAUCUCACAAAAAGAAGAAGUGCCAGAAGAACGUUCCAAAGCAAGAAGUGUGUCCUUCAACGUAGCCAACAAAAAAAAAGACUUCAACGUCUCAGCUCUCUUUAAAACAAUGUCUGGGAUUGAAAUAAUGGAUGAGGCUCCUAAAAGUAAUGGCAUUAGUAAUAAGCGUUCCUUUAUUCGAAACGGCAACAAACUCCAGAGGCUUUCAAGUUCCAAGAAGGAGUCCUUUAAAAGACUGGGCUUACUCUUUUCUAAGAUGAACGGACACAUGCCAGAGCCUGCUGGUGAACCAGUGUACACCAUCUCUGAUGGUCUUAUCCAGCCUCAUUGCGUGUGGCAGGAAGUAAAACAAACUGAUCCAGAGCCAGAGUGCUCUAAAAGUGAAAUUAACCUCAAUGAGGUGAGUCAAGAUAAGAGCAUUGGCGUGCCAAGUCACGAUCACCUCCCUAUUCAUACCAGCUCCCUACACUGUGCUUCCGACCUCUGCUCUUCUAAUGCCAAGUUGAUAGACUCAACAGAGGAUGUGUUUGACUCAUGGGGAGAUGCAUGUGAUCUGUUCAUCAACAAGUGGAAAGACGGGCAGGAGGAGCAGGUCACAACAAGACUAUAA
Messenger RNA from Bufo bufo (common toad), 2940 nucleotides. RefSeq names its product transient receptor potential cation channel subfamily C member 5 (gene TRPC5). Gene Ontology annotation, biological process: calcium ion transmembrane transport; manganese ion transport; regulation of cytosolic calcium ion concentration. Lineage: Eukaryota; Metazoa; Chordata; Amphibia; Anura; Bufonidae. Gene Ontology annotation, cellular component: cation channel complex; membrane. The record is from RefSeq and is a predicted model, not a curated record. Gene Ontology annotation, molecular function: store-operated calcium channel activity; inositol 1,4,5 trisphosphate binding; protein binding.